AGUCCCCCACUCCUAAAAGCCAAAAUUCUCUUCCCUUCCUCUUAUAAACUUACCCAAAAUACGAUUUCGUCGGCAAAAUUUUCAUACCCAGAGAGCAAAAAGAAGAGAAAAAAUGUCAAACAAGUCCCCCAUCUUCCCCAUGACCGGGCCUCAACACUUCAGUGACUAUGGCUUUGACCCCCAAAUUGACUAUUUUCAGGUUUUGGAAGAAGCAAGGAAGUACAAGAAAGAAUCGUCAUCAUCGAGAUCCAUUGAUUCCCUUCACUUCAAGCUCCAGAAACCGUUAUCGAAAGACGAACAGUUUUACCGGAAAACCAACAAUCUCAAAGCCAAGAACAAGAAGAAGCGUUGGUGGUGGAAAAAUGCUCUCUUUUUCUUCAAGUGGAAGAAAUGGGGUAGUGGCGGUGGUCUAGAUCUCGAGCUCGAGCCCGACGUUCAUCUAGCCAGGGCUCGAGCUUUCCGAGCUUCGAUGUCGGGACCGGUUUACAUAACCGAUAGCCGAUGCUGUUCGGGCUCAACCACUCCAUGUAGAAUCACUAGCCGCCCAUCUUCAGGUCCAUUGGAGAUUCCAUAUUUGAGUCUUAGGGAACUUAACAUGGAGCAACAGCAAAGGGUUUCCACUUCUGCUGCAAUGCCUAUAUAUAUGGUCUCUUGAGGAAUCCAUCUUGUUUUUAAGGUCCAUUUUAAUGGAG
Messenger RNA from Hibiscus syriacus, 692 nucleotides. RefSeq lists its product as uncharacterized. The record is from RefSeq and is a predicted model, not a curated record. The transcript is spliced from 2 exons. Bases 113 to 655 code for a protein of 180 amino acids. NCBI's taxonomy places the organism in Eukaryota, Viridiplantae, Streptophyta, Magnoliopsida, Malvales, Malvaceae.